Molecule: messenger RNA, 2881 nt
Organism: Oryzias melastigma (Indian medaka)
Lineage: Eukaryota; Metazoa; Chordata; Actinopteri; Beloniformes; Adrianichthyidae
Product: kelch-like protein 34
Exons: 1
Coding region: 342-2156 (604 amino acids)
Molecular function (GO): protein binding
Source: RefSeq, a predicted model, not a curated record
CCCCAGCUGGAUCAGCAUCAGCUCAGCGGUGUCCUGCACCUGCUGACCGAAUGCAGGCGUUUGGUUGAACUGGUGCUUUGGUUGAACGAGCUCUUGGCUGAUGCCCCCACCCUGAUCACAAAGCAGAGGGCAGCAGACAAAGAAAUCAGAGCUGCUGCCUCAGACUCUGAGGCUUUGGGAGGGGGUGGGGGGUUAGUCACCUACUUAUCGUGGUGUCACAUGCCAGCCGCUGGAGAGAGGACAACAACAACACAGAUGAGCGGCGCUCCACUGAGGACAGGAGUCUUUCUGCAGGCUCGGUCUCUCCUCUUCAAUCUCUCCUUCUCGGUCUCUCCUUCUGGAUGGAGGGCUACUCUCUGCUCUACAGCUCCUCUCACAGAACCCAGCUCUUUGCUGGUUUCCAGCGACUGCGCUCUCAGGAGAAGAUGUGUGAUGUUAUCUUGGAGGCUGGCGGCGUUUCCUUCCCGUGUCAUCGCGCUCUUUUAGCCAGCUCCAGUGACUAUUUCUGGGCCCUGUUUGGUGACGGGACCGCAGAGAGCCGAGCGGGCUCCAUCAGCCUCCCGGCGCUGACGCCUCAGGGCCUGGAGAUCAUUCUGGACUUCUUGUACUCGGGCUGGCUCAGCAUGUCGGCCUCCACGCUUCCUGUGGUCCUGAAAACAGCCAGGUACCUGCAGGUGGAGACGGCUCUGUCGAUAUGUGAGCGGUUCAUGAUGGACAGUUUGAAUGCUGAAAACUGCUGCUGCUAUGCUAACCUGGCGGACUGUCUCGCCCUUUCAAACAUUUCGGAGGCUGCCCAUCACAGCAUUGCCAUGGCGAUGAAGGACCUGCUGCAGGACAACAGGGAGGAUCUCCUGACUCUGAACAUCCGGUCGCUGACGGCGGUGCUGGAUGCGGAUGAGAUCCCCGGUGUCAAAGAGCUUGAGCUCGUGAAGCUGACUCUGUCGUGGUUGGAUGAAAACGGACCCCUCCCGCUCCUCAAGUCCAACGUUCUGCUGAGCCGUCUGCGGUUCGGACUGAUCGCCCCUCUGGACCUGAUGAAACUCGGCUGCGUCCACAAAGCCAUGGCCACGCCCCUGAUCAGAGGUCAGCUGACUCGAACCCUGGAGUACCACAGCCUGGGACCAGCUCAACCAAUCGCACAGAGCAGACACUCUACCCUCAGAGAAUCGCCCCAUCGGGUGGUUCUUGUGGGAGGCGGGGCCAGUGCUGAUUGGCCAGAGCAGCAGGUGUGGGUGUUUGAUCCGAGGAGCAGGAAGUGUCUCCCGACGAGAUGUGUCCUCCCUGCGAGGCUGAGAAGUUUCUGCGUUUGCUCCUUGGGGGGGUUUCUGUUUGUGCUGGGGGGAGAUGAGUUGAAAGUUGGGGAGGGGGGGGCAAAGACCUCUGUCACCAUGGAAACCUCAAACCGAAUGUGGAGGUUUGAUCCUCGCUUUGGCUGCUGGGAGGAGGCGGAGUCGAUGCUGGAGAGGCGGGCUCAGUUCACCUGCUGCUUGCUGCAGGACGUCAUCUUUGUCAUCGGGGGGCGACACACUCUGUCGAGCAGCAACACGCACGCCGCCGUGGCCUCGGUGGAGUUUUACGACAUGGCAGCAGGAAAAUGGAGGAGAGGCGUGUCCAUGCCCCGCCCCCUUCAUGGCCACGCCUCCGCCAUACUUGAAGACAGCCUGUACGUAUCAGGCGGCCUCCCCGGUGCGCAGGGUUGCCAUUACAUCGGUCUCCAUGGCAACAGGGAGGUAAGCCGAGACGUCCUGAGCUGGAACCUCAGAGACAGAGUCUGGGAGAAGAAGGCGUCCAUGUCCAUCGGCAGGUUCAGCCAUCGCUUAGCAGCUGCCCACGGCUUCCUCUACGCCCUGCUGGGGAUGUACGAACCCUUCUGUGACAUUGAACGCUAUGACCCGCGGGCGGACCACUGGACACGCCUUAAACCGCUGCUCUUUGGAUCCUUUCAUUACGGAAUGGCCUCCACGGCCUCCGGGAGUCUGCUGUUAUUUGGGGGGAGGAGGUGGAGGGACGGACAGGAGGAGACGGUGAAGAGUGUGCUGGAGUACGACACCAUGAAAGAUCAAUGGAGAGAAAUCUGUCAGCUUCCAAGAGAGCUCACCGGGACGGAGUGCACGCGGUUCCCUCUCCCAGACUGGACGGGGAUGGACGCCAGCUAAACGUCGCUAACGUCCAACCAAGACGCUCUUCAAGUCUCUGUUUUAACUAGUUUCUCCUGAUGAUCAACUUUAUUCAGCUCUGAUGAUCAACUGGUUCCAACCAAUCAAAAUCCGACAAACAUCCAGACACUUUGAUUUUUUUUUAUGAUAGAAAAAAUAACUUUUUUGUAAUUGUUUACAUUUGAUGUUUUGUUUCUCAAACCAAAUUUGGCGUAAAUUUCAUUAAAGAAAACAAAUACCAGUCAUACUAUUAAAAUGCAUGCACUGAAAAAAGGUUUAAUUGAAUCAAGUAACAAAGGUUCUGUAAUUUGUUCCUUUCAAAAUGAUCAGUUUUCAGCAAAUUAAAAUUCUGAGUUUAUGUCUUUCUUAACAUAAAAAUCUAAUUUUGAUAAAAAUGAAUAGUUUUAAAUGUAACAAAUUACAGAACUUUUGUUACUUGAUCCAAUGUUUGACUUUUGUCAGUGAUAAAGAGUGACAUGCAGUGAGGUUUACAGCUGGUGAGGUUCUGACGUCAUCAGUCAGAUUUACAAACAUAUGAACCCUAAAGAGACUCUUACUCACCGUUUGACUGACAACAGUUAAAGUGUGUUGUUUCAAAUGUCAUUUCAAUAUUUUUUUUCUGUUCACAAACUGUAGCAUAAAAAAAUCACUCAAAUUGUUCUUAUUGAUUCACUUUUACUUAUGAAUGAAGUCUGUGUGCAGCUCCUCCUGCAGACACACAUGAA